GCAUUGAUUUUUUUAUUCUUUGAUCUCUAUCAUCUCAACCAACUAAUUUGAUUUUGGUUUGUGGAAUCUGAUAGUAUAAAUCAAAAUCGAAUUGACUUUUAAAAGACUCAAAUUGAGUUGGUUCGAUUCUGGAUCCACCCAUUUCUACAACCACAAAUUGAAAUGAAACAAAAAAAAAAAAAAAAACAUCUCCUAGGUGAAUAGAGAAGCAAAGAAUAGCCGGCAGCUUUACGAAAUCACAGCUUCGGUAGGGUCAUGUGGCUUAUUAGGUGUCGCAACCCCUUGAACCUUUAUUACCUUCAUUGAACUCAGGUGCUAUUUUAGAGAAAAGCAAGGCAUCUCAGCUACCUACCUACCGACCACUCCCCCACUCCUGCAUACUUACUUGACAGACGAGAGCAACAUAUUGGAUAUGAAUGUUGCUAUCCCAAACCCUAACCCUAGCCCUUCUCCUCUCUUAAAACAAUCUUCUUCAAUGGCGCUCUGUUAUACUCCAUCUCUAGGGUUUACUUCCACUCAGAGACCCUGUAAGGAAAGAACUUUCCUUGUGGUUCGUUCUGUUUCCCGGGCUGGCCUUGGCUUCCACUUCCUCUCUGGCUUCCUUCCGUUGGCUCAACAUCGUUUCAGGAACAGAUCGAUUCUCCCGCUCGCAGCUUCACAUGAGGAAUCGAAGCCUUCAGAUGUUGAAUUGGAGAAGGACAAUAAUGAUCUUAAGGAGGAGGCUGAGGCAUCAGAAGAAGCCUGGAAACAGACCCUAGCUUCCUUUAAAGAACAAGCAAUGAAGGUGCAAGCUGUGUCAGAAGAAGCAUAUGAGGUGUAUUCUGAUAAAGCUAUGAUCAUUUUGAAAGAAACUUCAGAGAAAUUAAAAAUUCAAGCGGAGAAGGCAAGAGACGAUUUGACUAUAAUUGCAAAGGAAAUUAGUGAGGAGAGUAAAGAAUAUUUAACCGCUGCUGCUGAUAACUCCCCUGAACCAGUGAAGGAUAUUGUUGAAACAUUUGCUUCCUCUGCAGAUGAAUUGAAUGACAUAUCGAAAGUUCGAGACUUUUAUGUGGGAAUACCUUAUGGAACUUUUCUUUCUGCUGGUGGCUUUUUGUACUUCAUGCUAAGUGGAAGCAUUGCUGCCCUUAGAUUUGGUGUUAUACUUGGAAGUACUCUUUUGGCCUUGAGCAUCUCAAGUUUACGAUCAUGGAAGAGUGGAGAGUCAACUUCGCUAGCUUUAAAGGGACAGGCAGCAAUUGCUACCAUCUUAUUUGUCCGAGAAUUUCGCUUGCUGUUGCAGAGACCGUUUAUUUUCAAUUUUAUUACAGCCAUCAUCAGUGGAGGGGUGGCAGCAUUCUAUGCUUAUAGGAUCUUAAAGGAUGGUGAGCAGACAAAGGAUUCAAACUCGGCACCACAGACGGAUAACUAAACUAAUUCUAGGUCUAACGGAAUCUAUCUUCUUGGAAUCCUCUUGGAUGCUUUUAUGCGGCUGCCCUAUCUAGAGUUCCAGAAAAGUUCAUAUAGGGUGUGACUUUCUCUAAUUGUUUAUUCCUGCUUAACGGUCCAGGCAAGAAACAUGUGCUAUAGGAGUUGCAGGGAAGUCAAGUUCCCACCAAUCUCAAUCUGGUAGAUAAUUGCCCAAUGUAUGAGCGACGUUAUGCUGCAUCUCUUGUGCUCUGAACGCUAUGAAGGAUCCAACAACUAGUACUAGAUAAAUAAAUAAAUCUGCUUGUGCAAAUUGGGUGAUCUGCUGGACAAGGAUACAUUUUUCUGUUUGCCUAAGUUAAUGGGCCUCAUAAGUGUUGCAACUAUGGUGGUUGUGCGCUAUUUCCCCUUACUGAAUAGUACUGAGUUCAGAUCUUGCAGACAAGAAACGAGCAGGGAUCAUGCAAUCCCUUGAACAUCUUUAAGACGACUGUUAGGUUCUUACUCGAGGAAGAUUUCUUUCUUUGAGGACGUUGGUUGGUGUAUUAAGGCAAUGUAUCUUUGCUCAGAUUAGUGGCAUUUCUGCAUUAGUUAUCAUCAUUUCGAGGAAUUAAGUGUUCAAAUUGGGUUUGUAAGCAUCAGACGAAACUUUUGUAAUGUUCGUGCAAAAUCACAUUAGGACAAUUGACUAGUUGUACAACUAA
Capsicum annuum is the source of this 2108-nucleotide messenger RNA. Its product is annotated as protein FATTY ACID EXPORT 3, chloroplastic. The coding region runs from base 413 to 1408 and encodes 331 amino acids. The transcript is spliced from 7 exons. Lineage: Eukaryota; Viridiplantae; Streptophyta; Magnoliopsida; Solanales; Solanaceae. The record is from RefSeq and is a predicted model, not a curated record. Gene Ontology annotation, cellular component: membrane.